This is a messenger RNA of Thyridium curvatum, 945 nucleotides long. RefSeq lists its product as uncharacterized. Lineage: Eukaryota; Fungi; Ascomycota; Sordariomycetes; Thyridiales; Thyridiaceae. The transcript is spliced from 3 exons. Gene Ontology annotation, biological process: cytoplasmic translation; ribosomal large subunit assembly; ribosome biogenesis. The record is from RefSeq and is a predicted model, not a curated record. Bases 1 to 945 code for a protein of 314 amino acids. Gene Ontology annotation, cellular component: cytosolic large ribosomal subunit. Gene Ontology annotation, molecular function: large ribosomal subunit rRNA binding; structural constituent of ribosome.
AUGGGGGGCAAGUCUGCUAACAAGGCUGGUUACUUCGACAAGCUCAAGGGCUUGCUCGAGGAGUACCAGUCCAUCUUCAUCGUCUCGGUCGACAAUGUCUCGUCCCAGCAGAUGCACGAGAUUCGCCAGUCGCUCCGCGGCGAGGGUGUCGUGCUGAUGGGCAAGAACACCAUGGUUCGCCGUGCCCUCAAGACCUUCAUUAACGACUCCCCCGAGUAUGAGCGCCUCCUGCCUUACGUCAAGGGCAACGUCGGUUUCGUCUUCACCAACGCCGACCUGAAGACCAUCCGUGACAAGGUCCUCGAGAACAAGGUCGCCGCCCCUGCCCGUGCCGGUGCCAUCGCUCCCCUCGAUGUCUGGAUUCCCGCUGGCAACACCGGUAUGGAGCCUGGUAAGACCUCUUUCUUCCAGGCUCUCGGUGUCCCCACCAAGAUUGCCCGUGGUACCAUUGAGAUCACCACCGACCUGAAGCUCGUUGAGACUGGCUCCAAGGUCGGCCCCUCCGAGGCCACCCUGCUCAACAUGCUCAACAUCUCUCCCUUCACCUACGGUAUGGGCGUUACCUGCGUCUACGACCAGGGCAACACCUUCCCCCCCGAGGUUCUCGACAUUGGUGAGGAUCAGCUCCUCGGUGCCUUCUCCAAGGCCGUCACCACCAUCGCCUGCCUCUCGCUGGCCCUCAACUUCCCCACCGUCCCCUCGGUCAUGCACUCCGUUGUCAACGCCUACAAGAAGAUCCUUGCCGUUGCCAUCGAGACCGAGAUCACCUGGCCCGAGAUUGAGGAGCUCAAGGACCGCAUUGCCAACCCCGAGGCGUACGCCGCUGCCGCCCCGGCCGCUGCCGAGGCCAGCUCCGGUGGCGCUGCUGCUGCUGAGGAGACCAAGAAGGACGAGUCUGAGGAGGAGUCUGAGGACGAGGGUGGCUUCGGCGAUCUCUUCGGUUAA